Molecule: messenger RNA, 1212 nt
Organism: Agelaius phoeniceus (red-winged blackbird)
Lineage: Eukaryota; Metazoa; Chordata; Aves; Passeriformes; Icteridae
Gene: P2RX3
Product: purinergic receptor P2X 3
Biological process (GO): response to ATP; calcium ion transmembrane transport
Cellular component (GO): plasma membrane
Molecular function (GO): purinergic nucleotide receptor activity; extracellularly ATP-gated monoatomic cation channel activity; ATP binding
Source: RefSeq, a predicted model, not a curated record
AUGUCCCUCCCGCGCUCCCGCACCCGCUGGGUGAGCGACUUCUUCUCCUACGAGACCACCAAGUCGGUGGUGGUGAAGAGCUGGGUGGUGGGCGUCGUCAACCGCGGCGUCCAGCUCCUCAUCCUCGCCUACUUCGUCGGCUGGGUGUUCCUCCAUGAGAAAGCGUACCAGGUGCGGGACACCGCCAUCGAGUCCUCCGUGGUCACCAAGGUGAAGGGCGUGGGGCGCUACGCGGGGCAGGUGAUGGACACGGCCGACUACGUCACGCCCCCCCAGGGCACCUCAGUGUUCGUGGUGGUCACCAAGCAGAUCCGGACCGAGGACCAGGCGCAGGGCGUGUGCCCGGAGAGCGAAGCCGCGUUCCACUGCUCGGCGGACCGGGACUGCCGGGAGCUGAGCCCGGGCACGAGCAACGGGCUGCUGACAGGGCGCUGCGUCCCCUACAACGCGACCCUGCGCACCUGCGAGAUCCAGGGCUGGUGCCCACCCGAGGUGGACACUGUUGACGUCCCCGUCAUGCUGGAAGCUGAGAACUUCACCCUCCUCAUCAAGAACAGCAUCCGCUUCCCGCUCUUUGGCUUUGAGAAGACCAACCUGCCACCCCCUGGCAGUGGGGUGGAGCUGGGCCGGUGUCGCUUCCACCCACAGCUGCAGCCUCUGUGCCCCAUCCUGCGCCUGGGGGACGUGGCACGUCUGGCUGGGCAGGACUUCCCUGCGCUGGCUGCCACCGGGGGGGUGCUGGGGAUCAAGAUCGGGUGGGUGUGUGACCUGGACCGGGCCUGGGAGCGCUGCCUGCCCCGCUACUCCUUCACCCGCCUGGACAGCCUGGCCCGGACCCCUGCCCCUGGAUACAACUUCAGGCACGCCAGGUACUACCGCUGGCCUGACGGCUCCGAGCGCCGCACCCUCAUCAAGGCCUUUGGGAUCCGCUUCGAUGUCCUGGUGUAUGGCAGCGCCGGGAAGUUCGGCAUCGUCCCCACCCUCAUCAACACGGUGGCUGCUUUCACCUCCAUCGGCGUGGGCACGGUGCUGUGCGACAUCAUCCUGCUCAACUUCCUCAAGGGCGCUGAGCACUACAAGGCCCGCAAGUUCGAGGAGGUGUCAGAGGCCGGCGUGCCCGCCACCCCCUCAGCGUGUCCCCCCGGGGCGCUGGGGACCUGCUCCCGGGACAAGCAAUCCACCGACUCGGGCACCUUCUCCCUCGGCCUCUAG